This is a messenger RNA of Chrysemys picta bellii (western painted turtle), 765 nucleotides long. Lineage: Eukaryota; Metazoa; Chordata; Testudines; Emydidae. The record is from RefSeq and is a predicted model, not a curated record.
UUUUUAUUGGAAGCUGUUAAAGUGGUUGCUAUGAGACCUUCUCUAGCUACCACAGGAACAGCCGUGAGUGUGAGGCUGAUAAAUCGUACCUCUUGUAUCAUACCUUUCUUUUUUUAUGCUGCUUUUAUAGUUGUUUAAGAUCAGAGCGAGCACCUGUCAGUUGCUUUUUCUUCCUUCUCACUCUCCUCUGGUCCCUUGUGCAAGAUGGAGCUAGAAAAUGAAAUGAUCAGCAAUUCUUCGGCAGGCUCCAGGGAGUACAAGGUGGUGAUGCUGGGAGCUGGGGGAGUUGGCAAAAGCGCAAUGACUAUGCAGUUCAUAAGCCAUCGGUUUCCUGAUUAUCAUGAUCCAACCAUAGAAGAUAAAUAUAAAAAUCAGCUCCUGGUGGAUCAAGAUCCAGCCCCCUUGGAUCUAAAAACAAGGAAAAUCAAUCAGGCAGAAUUCACAGCCAUGAGGGACCAAUAUAUGCGAGGUGGAGAGGGUUUCAUUAUCUGCUAUUCCAUCACAGACCGCCAAUCCUUUCAGGAAGCUGCAGAGUUUAAGGAGCUCAUUUAUCGUGUCCGGCACACUUAUGACAUCCCAUUGGUGCUGGUGGGAAACAAAAUAGAUCUUGAGGAGUUCAGGCAGGUAAGUGAAGUUUCUUCCUGCUCCUUUUCCUCUGCUAUGUUAGGAGUUUAUGCAGCAUGUGCCAUAUGGUACUGUGGAGAAUUAUUGACCCAGAAUAGGCAUGGAUCAAAGAGCAAUGCACCAGGAUUGUUAAUAAAUUAA